ACAGUGUGGUUAAAGGUAACAGCUGUUUGUAGAAUGAAGUUAAAAUUGUUCACAUUUAUUAAUUACAAAAAUGAAUGAUAGUACGAGGAAAAUUAUAAACCCGUUAUUUAAUGUAGCUGUAACUGGAGGUACACUCGAAGAAUUCUCACAAAAUGCCAUUCUGCUUCCUGCUAAAGAAAAAACACCUCCGCCUACUUUAAAUAUAUCUCCUGAUCAACUUUUAAGUACAAUAAUUCCUAGAAGCAGUCCUCAAGAUAUAGCUACUUCACCUCCUGCAAAUUCGGGACAACCUGAACAAAUUGAGCAGCUGGGCCCUGUCCCUACUGUAUAUGAAAAUUAUACCCAACAAAAUAAUUUACAAACGUCAUCGAACACCUCGCAGCAAACUUCAAAUUUGUCGUCGGUGUUUUCAUCUUUUUCUAAUAUUUUAAAUUUAAGACCACAACAUACCACCACCAGCACCAUAGAAGAAGUUGUACCACCACCAGCUGGAAUUGAUAGUUUUAUAAAUCAAGAAAAUACCAACGUCGAGCCGGUACCUCUUUUUCCUGCUCUAUCAAUUCCACAGUCAAAACCACAGGUUGAUCAAGGUCCAGUAAAUCUUUUCCGAAGACCAGGUCUGAAACGUCCAACGUAUGCCAAAGUGCCUGGUCUUUCUAGCUCAAAUAUAACUCAAGGCCAUCAAUCUGCAGGAAAUUUACUACCACCACAUAUAGCACCACCUGUACCUGCCCAAUUAAAUCCAUCUGUAUCUGCACAGUCAGUUCAAUCUUUUCAGGUCGAGCCAUCAGCAUCAGUAUUUUCUGGGCCACCACAACAAUUUACACCUGUAUUUCCACCACCAGUUGUAUCAAGUUCUUCACAGCUAGUUGUAGCUACAGUUCCAGAACCACUCCCAUCUGUGCCACCACAACAAUUUGUACCCUCAUAUCAAGUACCAUUAACACAACCAGAGCCACCUGUUCCAACUGCUGCCACAUAUUUUUCUGAACCAUUUCCUUCGAAUAAGGAGCCUUUUUUACACCAAGACCUACCAAAUCAGUUCAAGCCUAUUUCACCACCACCUCCAAGUUUAAAUGUGCAAUCACAAAUUCCUCAGCCGUUACCUACUGUACCAGCACAGCCAUUAGGGCAAUUUUUACAACCUUUUAAAGCUCCGACUUUAUUUUCUGUUCCUUCGUCCCAACACCAAAGUCCUGUUAUGCAUGCCAUUCCAGCAAGUGAAGCUUUGCAAAAUAACAAUCUGAACUCUACUAACAUGUAUGCACCAACAAAUAUUGGAUCUGAAAAUAAUGUACCCAUAAAUCAAGUAUACAGACCUGUGUACCAUCACUGGUUUUUUCAGAAGGAGACGGAAGGGAAGAAGCUUUGGCAACCGUUCUCUAUGGUAGAUUCACUAAUUUUAGAACAAGCUUUUACAUCAAAUGAUUUAGAUCCUGAUAAAGUUAUAGCCACCGAUGGAGGUAGAUAUGACGUGAAUAUUUUACGAAGACAAAGAACACCAGUCUAUUGGAAAGGUGCACCUUCUGAAGUAAGGAGGUGUUCCUGGUUUCAUAAAAGUAGCCCUGACGGAAGGUUAGUUCCAUACGAAGAAAAUGUUGCAACAAAAUUAGAAGACGAAUUUAAAACAGCCUUCGAACUGAAUCAGUGGCACAGAAAAGUGGAGUUGGCCAAUGGAGAUUCAGUGGUAAUACAUGGACCUGACGUUUUAGUAUUAUUUCCACCAUCUCAAACACCAGACGCCUGGGGUAAUACACCAAACCAAACUCGACCCAGGGUUGUUAAACGAGGGAUGGAUGAAUUUGACAUUGACGAAGGUGAACCAUCUCAAGUUGACCACAUUUUAUUUAUGGUUCAUGGCAUUGGUUCUGUAUGCGAUUUUAAAUUUAGAGCAGUGGAAGAAGUGGUGGAUGAGUUUCGUAACAUCGCCCUUCAGUUAGUGCAAUCCCAUUAUAGAACAUCCUGUGAAAACGGAAUUGUAAAUAGAAUAGAAGUUCUUCCAAUUAGUUGGCAUUCGAAAUUGCAUUCUGAUGAAACCGGCAUAGAUAAUCAGUUAAAGAGCAUAACUUUGGAAAGUAUUCCCAAGCUGAGAGAUUUUACAAAUGAUACCUUACUCGAUAUAUUAUUUUAUACAAGUCCUGUGUAUUGUCAAACUAUUAUAUCUACCGUUGGGAAUGAAUUAAAUCGUGUUUAUGACUUAUUUAAACAACGAAAUCCAACUUUCAGUGGUGGAGUGUCCCUUGCAGGUCACAGUUUAGGAUCGCUCAUUAUUUUUGAUUUAUUGUGCCAUCAACAUUCUGAGCAAGAAAAAGACGAUGAAACCGAGAAUGUUCCAGAGGAUGAUAUAUUCCCACCACAAGAAGCUUCAAAACCUUCACCUCUUCAGCGGAAAAUGAGAAGAAGGAUAAGUUACAUGAUGGGCUCUGUAGGGACGGGCCAACCACAGAUUUAUUACCCUCACUUAAAUUUUGAGCCUAAAACAUUUUUUGCUUUGGGAUCUCCUAUAGGUAUGUUUGUAAUCGUAAGAGGCCUAGAUACGCUGGGUGAAAAUUUUUCUUUACCCACAUGUCCUUCCUUCUUUAAUAUAUUUCAUCCUUAUGAUCCAAUUGCAUACCGUAUAGAAUCUCUUAUCCGUCCAGAUUUAGGCAAACUGAAGCCUGUGCUAAUUCCUCAUCAUAAAGGAAGGAAGCGAAUGCACCUAGAAUUGAAGGAAACAAUGGCACGUGUUGGGGCUGAUUUGAAACAAAAAGUAAUGGAUUCGAUGAAAAGCACAUGGAAUUCGUUUUAUCAGCUUACCAGGUUCCACAAGCCUGAGCAAUCAUCACUGGAAGAAGAAGUACAAAAAGCAUUCCAAAAUGAAUUAGAGAAUAAAAUAAAUGCAGAAGAAGAACCAACUCAAGAAGUAACAGAUAUUCCACUUGGUGCCCUUGGCGGUUUGAAUAGAGGAAGAAGAGUAGAUUACGUUCUACAAGAAGCUCCAUUUGAAUUCAUUAAUGAAUAUAUUUUUGCUUUAACUAGUCAUGUUUGUUACUGGGAAUCAGAAGAUACUAUAUUGCUAAUGUUAAAAGAAAUCUAUACGUCUAUGGGAUUUUCAACUGAUAAUCAAAUCCCUCAGCAGACAAUGACAAUUGAACGGCCUUCAUCAUCUCCUACGCAAUUAGGAACAGAUUUCACUAGCUCGAGUAUAGUGGGUAUGGACCCCACAUGCCCUAUUCAACUUCAUUCAAAUUUACAGCCACCGCCUACAACAGGAUUUGUUAAGAAAACAUAGUAUAUGCUUUACGAGUGGCUAUAUCGACCCUUAGCCCAACGAUAUGCUCCCUAUUUAUUAUACAAACCUCGACAAAAUAUCAAACAAAAAAGGCAAAUUUUAAAAACUGACAAAGCCUUUUAGGCUGUGAAGUUCCAAAUGUAUAUUUUUGUAUGCGCAGAUUAAAAGUUUUAAGUGAUAAAUUAUUUAUACUAGUUGCCUAAUUUUUAAAGUUGU
Molecule: messenger RNA, 3487 nt
Organism: Anoplophora glabripennis (Asian longhorned beetle)
Lineage: Eukaryota; Metazoa; Arthropoda; Insecta; Coleoptera; Cerambycidae
Gene: PAPLA1
Product: phospholipase DDHD2
Exons: 10
Coding region: 71-3271 (1066 amino acids)
Cellular component (GO): COPII-coated ER to Golgi transport vesicle
Molecular function (GO): metal ion binding
Source: RefSeq, a predicted model, not a curated record